UGUUUCACUUAUUUUUAUUUGCCGUAGUUUAUAGCAUAGUUGCACCUCAGGCAUAAACUAUAAAAUAAAACUAGAAAGAAUAAAGCAUUCAAACAUUGUAGCAUAAAUUUAUCUUAUAUUUCUAUGAACUUUGAUUUAUCAUAAUUUACGAAAAUAAGAUUAUUUAACAGAUUUUCUUCCAUACAGUGGCAGUAGACGAUUUUGAUACAAACUUAUAAUAUUGAUUAUAAGUUACUUGUACGUGUUUUCAGAAAGUAUAGAAUACCAUGGAACCUCAAAUGGACGCAAACGAAUUCAGGAAAUGUGGAACAGAACUGGUGAAUAUGGUGGCUGAUUAUUUGGAAAAUAUAAGAGAUCGUUCAGUGUUGCCGGAUGUCCGUCCAGGAUAUAUUACAGAUCUUUUGCCGGAUUCUCCACCUGAACAGCCACACCAUUGGAAAGAUGUACUCAAUGACAUUGAAAAAGUUGUUAUGCCUGGAAUGACUCAUUGGAAUCAUCCCAAUUUCCAUGCAUAUUUUCCGACAGCAAACUCCUACCCCGCUAUGUGUGCUGACAUUUUGGGAAGUGCCCUCACAUGCAUUGGAUUUACAUGGAUGUCUAGUCCCGCAUGCACAGAAAUGGAAAUGGUUAUGAUGGAUUGGUUAGCGAAGGCUCUUAAGCUUCCUGAGCAUUUUCUAUUUGAGUCUAAGGGAGUUGGGGGUGGCAUUAUACAGGGCACAGCAAGUGAAGCUACUCUUGUUGCUCUUUUGGGAGCGAGAAGUCGUAUUCUGAAUCAAUUUAAAGAUACAUCGUUAGACAAAUUAGUUGCUUAUGCUUCUGAUCAAUCUCAUUCUUCAGUUGAAAGAGCCGCUCUUCUUGGAGCUGUUAGAAUUCGACUGUUGCCUGCAGAUGAAAACCUCAGUCUUAGAAGUGAAACGUUACAAAAGGCUAUUAAAGAAGACAAAGAAAAAGGUCUUAUUCCUUUUAUGGUAAUUGCAACAUUGGGUACAACAAACAGUUGUGCCUUUGAUAAUAUUAAGGAACUUGGCCCAGUGUGUCAGGAACAGAACAUAUGGUUACAUAUUGACGCUGCUUAUGCUGGAUCAGCCUUUAUUUGCCCGGAGUACAGACAUUUUCUUGAUGGAGUUGAGUUUGCGGAUAGUUACAAUUUUAAUCCUCAUAAAUGGAUGUUGGUAAAUUUUGACUGCUCAGCGAUGUGGGUGAAGAAUCGAUACGAAAUUACAGAGGCCUUUUCUGUGAAUCCUACAUAUUUGAAGCAUGAAAUGGAAGGUCAAAUACCGGAUUACAGACAUUGGCAAAUUCCUUUAGGUCGCCGUUUUCGAUCAUUGAAACUUUGGUUUGUGUUUAGAAUGAUAGGGGUGGAGGGUUUGAGAAAACACAUUCGCGAACAAAUUAGAAUGGCUAAGGAAUUUGAAACCAUGGUAGCGUCAGAUUCAAAAUGGACUAUAGAGGCUCCAGUGGAUUUAGGACUCGUUUGCUUCCGUCUGAAGGACUCUAACUCAGAAAACGAAAAAAUCUUGAAGAGAAUCAACGAAAGAAGGAAAAUCCACAUAACACCAACUACCAUACGUGGCCGAUAUAUGCUACGAUUUGCUGUUUGUUCUCGGUUCACUACCUCAGAAGAUGUUAAAUUUGCAUGGUCGGAAAUACAGACUGUGGCUUCCCAACUCAAGAGCAACUAGAUGAUUUAAUUUCUAAUUCAUUUCACUCUUCCAUUUUGCAAUUUUUCAUUUUAUGGAUUUUUAGUUUGUGCAAAAUGGAGUCAAGGUAUUAAUUAUUUGUUAAUUUAAUAGUACCUAUUUUUUAAUAGCUCUAUUAACCUUUAUUUGAUACUGAAUUUUUAUUCAACAUAUUUUUCAUACUUUUUUUCCAUCAUUUUGUAUUAAGAUAAGGGAAAAAUAUUAUAUUUAGCAUUUUUAUAAUUUAAGGUUAUGAUAUAUAGCGUAAAACACCGGCGUCUUUUUCUGUGUUAAAGGUAAAAUCUUCCAAACACGAUUCACUUCCAAACAAUUUUCUUUAAAAAUUUGGUUUGCUUUACACUUAUUUGCUUUACAUUUAUUUAUAAUUAAAAAACACCAAAAUAUUGUUUUGCUUGUAAUUAGAGAUUCAGAAAGAAAUAUAUCAAAGGAACACCGGUGUCCAUUUUGCAUUAGAAGGUUAAUUUGGUUUCCAAGUAAUCCAAGUCUUGAACUGUUCUUAAUUUUCGAUACGCAAGUCUAACUUGCUCAAGUUAAAAGUUCAACACAUUUUUAAAUAAAUGUUUAAGUUACUAAACAGGAUGAUUUAGUUCAACGAUUACAUCCUUGGAAAAGAGUAGGAAGCAUCACAAAGAAGAAGAGUUGCAUAGCAACCAAAUGGCCGGAAAUGCACCGGACUCCACUAGAGGCGCUUCAAUGUUAUGUACUGGCUGUUCAUGCGCAUUUGAACCGGUAAUUACAUUUAUCCAAAUAAUUCUAAUUUUAUGUUUUCUAACAAUUAUUGUCAAAACUUGCAUUGAAAUAGUCCCAGAAAGAACGUUUUCAUUGUAUUUCGCUGAUCAAAUUGGCGAGCUUCUCAUGUUUUGUCGCCAAAUCAAUCAAUUACGCUAAAACUGCUAAAUCUAUAGGCCAUUUUGAAUGCAGUUUUUGACAAUAAUUAUAAGAAAAUAUAAAAUUAAGUUAAUUUAGAUAAAUAAAAGUGCUGAUUCAUUUAAAUAUAGACAGCCGUUCAUAAUAUGGAAGCAAACCGAACGCUAUAAAAUUAUAUUUCUUGAUUUGGGCUUUUGUUCAAUUCUAAACCUUAUUAUAGGCUCUAAUUCCUCGCCGAAUUUGUAACCGCUGAACUGAAUCAUUCAGUAUACGUAUUUGUCAUUAUACAAUAGCUUUAAUAUAUACAUGUAUUUGCCAUUCUACAAAUAUGAAGAAAUAGUAGCAGAAAAAAAUAAUUGAAGAAAAUUUUUAAUAGAAAAUCGAAGUUAUAUCAAUGUUUUAAUAGGAAUUAUUAAUUGCUAUAUUUAUGACUUACCAAUUAACCUUUUUUUGCAAUAUCUUUUAAGCAAAUAUGAUGUGCUUAAAUUAUUUCAUUGGUGAUCCUUCUAUGUGUGAGAAUUUAGUAAUAAAAUUCUAGAAAAUGUUUUAUGAAAUUAAAUAAGAAGUAAAAACAAGACAUAUAAAAUCACAGUUUUUAAAAUAUAAUAACAAUUCACAUAGAACUAGAUAAAAUUUUAAAAAACCACUUUGUUUUAGAGUUUGAAAAAGGCGUUCUUUAAAGCACAUAAUAAAUUAAUUUUAUUCAAAUGUAAUGUCUUUAGCUAUUUAAUUACCCAUACCAGUGUUUUUAAAAAGAACAAAUAACAAUUUUGUUAGAAACUACAUUAUUGAUGAAAUAAUAUACGGUUGUCAUAAAAAUUACAAAAAAAAUUAUAAAUAACUCAUUUAUUUCAUACAUUUUCACGAUGUGCUCAAAAUAUUUGUUAUGCUAUCGUUGUUUGAUAUCACUAGUCAGCUGUAUACGUUUAGUCUUUAUAUCAUAUACCUUUUAAUAAUUUAUGCCGUAGUAUGCAUGACAAAAUGUUUAACAUUCCACAGAAAUGUAAUAAAAAGAGAAUAAAUGUUGCAUGUUUCAAAUAUGA
Molecule: messenger RNA, 3610 nt
Organism: Parasteatoda tepidariorum (common house spider)
Lineage: Eukaryota; Metazoa; Arthropoda; Arachnida; Araneae; Theridiidae
Source: RefSeq, a predicted model, not a curated record